UUACGUCGUUUGCGCUGAUUGACACUAAUUAAUUAAUUUAGCAUUUGGCACAUUUGUCAUUUAUAUACACACAAUUUACAUUGAUUAUUGUAAUAAAAAACGGACGCAAAAAUGUUAUUCAGACGUUUUAAAAACUGCAUAAAACUGAACAAGUAUCAAACUCGUACAUGUUGUUCUUCGGUAGAAGAACCCAAAGGCCCUUCUGUCAAAACGCCAAUACCUGGCCCCAAUUCCAAAAAACUCCAAGGAGAGUUGCACAAAAUACAUUAUUCAGAAACAAUCCAGCUGUUUAUUAAUUACGUAAAAUCAAUUGGAAAUUAUUUGGUCGACGCCGACGGCAAUGUUAUCUUGGACACCUACACCCAAAUAUCCGCAGCCCCCUUAGGCUACAACCACCCCGAAUUACUCAAAGUGUUCAAAAACGACGACAAUCUUAAACGUUUAAUUAACAGACCCGCUCUUGGGUUAUUCCCCGGAGACGAUUAUCCCGAAAGAGUGAAAAAUGUGUUCAGUCAAAUUGCGCCCUGUUUGCCCAAAAUCUACCUCAUGAUGUGCGGGGCGUGUGCCAACGAAAACGCCUUCAAACACAUGUUUGUGAGCUACCAGCUCAAAAAACGAGGCGGCCGCCCCUUUACCGAAGAAGAGAAAACUUCCGCCGUGCUUAACAAACCCCCAGGUUGUCCCAACUUAACAAUACUGUCGUUCCACAACGCUUUUCUCGGCCGGACUUUUGCCUGUUUGGCCGCAACGCACUCGAAAUUUAUCCAAAAGGUUGACCUCCCGUCCAUCGAUUGGCCCGCUGCGCAUUUUCCAAUAUACAAGUAUCCUUUAGAGGAAAAUAUGCGGGAAAAUAAGGAAGAAGACAGGAAAUGUUUGGCCGAAGUUGAGGACUUGAUGGCGAAGUAUGAGAAGAAAGGAACACCGGUUGCUGGAGUAGUCGUCGAGCCUUUACAAUCAGAAGCGGGGAAUUACGAAGCAUCCCCGAAAUUUUUCCAACAAUUACAAAAAAUCGUGAAGAAGAACAACGCGUAUUUGUUGUUCGAUGAAGUGCAAACGGGGGGCGGAGCCUCGGGGAAGUUUUGGUUUCACGAACAUUUUGACCUAGAGACGCCGCCCGAUGUAAUCACUUUUGCGAAAAAAUUUCAACUUGGGGGUUACUUCCAUUCGGAGGAGUUGACGCCGGAUGUGCCUUAUCGUAUUUUCAACACCUGGAUGGGAGAUCCGGGGAAACUUAUGUUACUUGAAGUGAUUAUUAAAGUCAUGAGGGAGCAAAAUCUUUUAGAGACUGUACAAAAAGCCGGAAAAAGACUCAAGUGUGGUCUCCACCAGUUCGAAAGUGAAUUUCCUAAUUUAGUGUAUUCAGUACGAGGGGUUGGAACUCUUCUUGCCUUCGAUGCCAAAGAUGAAAACAUGAGAAAUGAAUUUAUGAAGAAACUGCUAAAUAAAGGUGUCCUGGUUGGGAAUUGUGGUUACAAAGGCAUUAGGUUUCGGCCCGCUUUAACUUUCGACGAAAGCCACGUCGAUAUAUUUUUAGACAAGUUCAGAGAAGUAUUGAAAGAAAUUAAUAAUGAUUGUGUACGUUUGUAAGAAAUAAAGUACCCACAAUUAUUGUAA
This is a messenger RNA of Tribolium castaneum (red flour beetle), 1614 nucleotides long. RefSeq names its product 4-aminobutyrate aminotransferase, mitochondrial-like. Bases 112 to 1587 code for a protein of 491 amino acids. The transcript has 7 exons. Gene Ontology annotation, molecular function: pyridoxal phosphate binding. The record is from RefSeq and is a predicted model, not a curated record. Gene Ontology annotation, biological process: GABA catabolic process. NCBI's taxonomy places the organism in Eukaryota, Metazoa, Arthropoda, Insecta, Coleoptera, Tenebrionidae. Gene Ontology annotation, cellular component: mitochondrion.